This is a messenger RNA of Cydia fagiglandana, 1214 nucleotides long. RefSeq names its product zonadhesin-like. Lineage: Eukaryota; Metazoa; Arthropoda; Insecta; Lepidoptera; Tortricidae. Bases 56 to 1198 code for a protein of 380 amino acids. The transcript has 7 exons. The record is from RefSeq and is a predicted model, not a curated record.
GCAUACGAUCAAGUGCAGUAACACGAUCAGUUCCAGUAGUGCGCCUGCGCCGGAGAUGGAGCGAACGUGUCUGCUUGUCUGUGUGCUGGUGUGUGCAGUGACCGGCGUUUUAGGCCAAGUAGCCAGCAUGUGUCGGCCCAACGAGCGUUUCCUCUCCUGCGGCGGCUGCCAGAAGACAUGUGCAGAACCUGCGCCGGCGUGCGCGGCGGUUUGCCGGACCGGAUGUUACUGCGAGGACGAUCACGUCCGGAACAGUACCGGACAUUGUGUGAAGCUGUCUGAAUGUCCGGCAGCAUCUGCAGCCCUUAAACAAGACACCACAGAACCCCGUCAAGACUGUCCCGCCAACGAGGAGUACCGCUUCUGCGAGCCCUGCAACAAAUCUUGUGACAACCCUAAUCCCAUAUGCCCGGCGCAGUGCUCUAGAGGGUGCUUCUGUAAGGGAGGCUUGGUGCGGGACAGAGACGGCAGCUGUGUGGCGUAUGAGAAAUGCUCCAAGUUUAAGAAUGAGACGUCAGUCUAUAUCAAGCUGACCUGCGCUCCUGGCCAGGUCUACAAAGAGUGCCAGCCCUGCGAGAAGACCUGCUCCAACCCCAACCCCGUCUGCCCCGCCCAUUGCAACCGAGGGUGCUUCUGUGGAGACGGACUGGUGAAGAGCCCCAACGGGCAGUGUGUGAAGAGGGAGGACUGCCCGAAAGCCGAGGUGACGUUCGGAAACGAUCCCACCAUCGAAGACUGCGCUCCGGACGAGGAAUUCCUGUCUUGCGGCUGGUGCGAGCCGAGCUGCUGGGCGCGCUCCCCCGUUUGUCCGGGCGUGUGCACCCGCGGCUGCCUCUGCCGGCCGCCCCUAGUGAGACAUUAUAGCGGACUCUGCGUGCAACUGAGGGAUUGCGAACCACAGACUUGCAAUAACCCCAAUGAAGAAUACGUCUGCCGCUACGGAUGUGAGAUCGUCUGCGGAGGCUCGAACACCUGUCCGGACCGUCCGCGGCGUUGCCAGCUCGGCUGCCAUUGCAAGAUUGGUUUCUUGAGAGAUACCGCUACUGGCCGCUGUGUCACCCCUGCAGAGUGCAAAACCGUAACGAAGGCUUCUGUCCCGGGUUCGAAGCCGAGCCUGCCACCGAUAUUCAGAGUGCGGGUCACACCCAAUCCGCAGAACCUACUCGGAGAAGUCAAAUCUACCGUUCCUAAGAAUUAAAGGCCGAAGCUCACCU